This is a messenger RNA of Psammomys obesus (fat sand rat), 4731 nucleotides long. It is a transcript of the gene Ddx11, whose product is annotated as DEAD/H-box helicase 11. Gene Ontology annotation, cellular component: nucleus. The transcript is spliced from 25 exons. Gene Ontology annotation, molecular function: DNA helicase activity; hydrolase activity, acting on acid anhydrides, in phosphorus-containing anhydrides; DNA binding. Lineage: Eukaryota; Metazoa; Chordata; Mammalia; Rodentia; Muridae. Gene Ontology annotation, biological process: establishment of sister chromatid cohesion; nucleobase-containing compound metabolic process. The record is from RefSeq and is a predicted model, not a curated record. Bases 133 to 2826 code for a protein of 897 amino acids.
UUUCCCGCGUGCGGAAGCUCCUCCUGUGAAGCAGCAGUUCAAAUUCACUCGCCGCGGCCGGGCUUGCUUGGCAGCUUCCGCGAGGCCGUCCCGCGGCUGAAGGCAGCGCUGAGGGCCAAAGCGGCGAGGGCAAUGGCUGACAAAAACCAGGAGAUUGGUGGCAUCCAUUUCCCCUUUCCCUUCCCGCCCUAUCCUAUCCAGAAGGACUUCAUGGCAGAGCUCUACAAGGUUUUGGAGGCUGGCAAGAUUGGGAUAUUUGAGAGUCCAACUGGCACGGGAAAGUCCUUAAGUCUUAUUUGUGGGGCCCUGUCCUGGCUCCGUGACUUUGAACAGAAGAAAUUGCAAGCAGAGGCCCGUCUCCUCGAACCUGGUUCUGGCCCCACAAGUGGUGGGAAGACCUCGCUUUCGUCUUCCUCCUCUUGUCAAGAACCCUCUGAUGCCCCGAGGCCUGCUGGAGAACCUGACUGGGUUACUGAAUUUGUUCAGAAGAAAGAAGAAAGGGAGCUGGUGGAGAGGCUGAAGAAACAGGAAGAAGAGGAGACUGAGACUCUCCUGCGCCUCAGCAGGGAGAUGCUGGCUGCAGAGACAGGAUCAGAGCAGCUUGAGUGUGGGGAGGAGGAGCUGGUGCUGGCAGAAUAUGAGAGUGAUGAGGAGAGAAGAGCCAGCAGAGUGGAUGAGGAUGAGGAUGACCUGGAGGAAGAACACAUAACCAAGAUUUAUUACUGUAGUCGGACACACUCACAGCUGGCCCAGUUUGUGCAUGAAGUACUGAAGAGCCCUUUUGGCAAGGAAACGCAGCUAGUCUCCCUUGGUUCUCGGCAGAACCUUUGUGUGAAUGAAGAUGUGAAAAACCUGGGUUCUGUGCAACUUAUGAAUGACCGCUGCAUGGAUAUGCAAAGAAUCAAACAUGAGAAGAGCAGAGCUGGGGGAGACAAGCCAAAGAGGAGGAGCCAAAAGAUCCAGACCUCGUGCCCCUUCUACAACCAUGAGCAGAUGCAGCUUCUCCGGGACGAGCUUCUGCUGGAGGUGAAGGACAUGGAGCAGCUUGUGGCCCUUGGGAAGGAGGCCCGGGCCUGUCCCUAUUAUGGAAGCCGCUUUGCCAUCCCUGCAGCCCAGCUAGUGGUGUUACCAUACCCAAUGCUGCUGCAUGCAGCCACCCGGCAGGCUGCAGGAAUCAGGCUGCAAGGCCAGGUGGUCAUCAUUGACGAGGCACACAACCUGAUCGACACCAUCAGCGACAUCCACAGCACAGAGGUCAAUGGUUCCCAGCUCUGCCAGGCCCAUUCUCAGUUGCUCCAGUACAUGGAAAGAUAUGGGAAGCGUUUGAAGGCCAAGAACCUGAUGUAUAUCAAGCAAAUCCUCUAUUUGCUGGAGAAGUUUGUGGCUGUCCUGGGAGGUAACGUUAAGCAAAAUCCUAGUACACAGAGCCUGCCCCAGACAGGGUCUGAGCUGAAGAGCAUCAACGACUUUCUCUUUCAGAGCCAGGUGGACAACAUCAACCUUUUCAAGGUGCAGAGGUACUUGGAGAAGAGCAUGGUCAGCAGGAAGCUCUUUGGCUUCACAGAACGUUUUGGAGUUGUUCUUCCAUCCCUCCCAGCUUCUCAGAAUCGUAAUCUCGAUGGCUUCCAGCACUUCAUGAAGAGCCUGCAGUCAGGGCCUCCUGAGGACUCCCUGGAGGAGGGCCAGGCUCCAGCCCCGAGGGCUGCCUCCCCACUGAUGCACAUUGAGGCCUUCCUGGCAGCUCUUACCACUGCCAACCAGGACGGCAGGGUUAUCUUGAGGCGCCAAGGCAGUGUUGGUCAGAGCAGCCUGAAAUUCUUGCUCUUGAACCCAGCUGUACACUUUGCCCAGGUGGUGAAGGAAUGCCGAGCAGUGGUCAUUGCAGGUGGCACCAUGCAGCCGGUGUCUGACUUUCGGGAGCAGCUGCUAGCAUGUUCUGGAGUGGAAGCUGAACGAGUGGUGGAGUUUUCAUGUGGUCAUGUGAUCCCUCCAGACAACAUCUUGCCCCUUAUUAUAUGCAGCGGACCCUCUAACCAACAGCUGGAAUUCACCUACCAGAGAAGAGAGCUGCCUCAGAUGAUGGAGGAGACGGGCCGAAUUCUCUGUAACUUGUGCAAUGUGGUCCCUGGAGGGAUGGUUUGUUUCCUCCCUUCCUAUGAGUAUCUACGCCAGGUACAUGCUCACUGGGACAAGACUGGGCUGCUGGCACGUUUGUCAGUCAAGAAAAAGAUAUUCCAAGAACCCAAGAAAGCAAGCCAGGUGGAGCAGGUGCUGGUGGCUUAUUCCAAGUGCAUUACGUGCUGCAGAAACACAGGAGGCCACCUCACAGGGGCGUUGCUUCUCUCUGUGGUUGGCGGGAAGAUGAGUGAAGGGAUCAACUUCUCUGAUGACCUGGGCCGGUGUGUGGUGAUGGUGGGGAUGCCAUACCCCAACAUUAAAUCUCCAGAGCUGCAAGAGAAAAUGGCCUAUUUGGAUCAGACCCUUCCUAGAACACAAGGUCAGCUGCCCCCAGGGAAGGUAUUGGUGGAGAAUCUGUGUAUGAAGGCUGUAAACCAAUCUAUAGGCAGGGCCAUUAGGCACCAGAUGGACUUUGCCAGCAUUGUGCUCCUGGAUCAUCGGUAUGCCCGUGCUUCUGUCCUGGCAAAGCUGCCAGCCUGGAUACGAGAUCGAGUGGAGGUCAAAGCCACCUUUGGCCCUGCCUUUGCUGCCAUGCGGAAGGUUAGGUUUGCUCCCUGUGCCCCAGAAGUCCUCGGCCUGAACUGGGCUUCUCACAGCCUUUUCUCUCUGCAGUUUCACCGAGAGAAGUCACACCUCUGUUUGGUAUAGGCUUCUCAUUUAUUGUUUCUCUGCCUGACCUGGCCUUUGACUUUGGCCUAAGAAGGACAAAACUUUAUGCAGACUUCUACCUAAGUCUACACCAGCCUUCCAGAGUCAGUGGAAUCCAGUAUUGGAACUUACACAGAAAAGCCACCGGGACAAAGCCGGAUCAUCCUGACCGAUUCUCCCCCUAGCACCUGGCUCAGGUUCAGCCUUCUCCAUGGCUUCAGGAAGCUGUGCAAGCAACAGCUUUCUGCCCUUUUUUGAGGCGUGGCCCACCCUGCCUUUGUCCUUUAGGGACGAGAACCUAUUCUUGGCCUUUGACUCUCAUCUCAGCCAGAGAUGUCUCCAUUUCAGGCUUUGUUGACUGGCCCGCUCCAGGAGGAGUUGGGUCUCUUGCUUGGCUCCUGGUCUUUCCUCACAAGCUAGCAGGGCCUCUUCUUCAGCCACCAGAGAAGAUGUCAAUGCCACCACACUUACCAUGGCCUCAGCCACAAUGCCAGGGUCAUUGGACUCAACAUGACUUCUUUUAGAGUUUCUUGUCUGACACCCAGGCAUUUUUGGUUGGGUAGAAAUAUCCCUCCCCCUGCAGAGCCUCCCCAAGUCAUCUCUUGUUUGAACGCGGAGAAAAGGCUCUAUCCCUUCCCUCAGAUAUUCUGACCCAUUGCUGAGAUGGCCAGGGCAGGAGAAAAGCCCACGCUCUGCUGAGCCAUCUGCAUCUCUCUGGCAAGGCCACCCUUCGUUUCUUAGAGGGCACUCUUCACAUGGGCUGAGUUCUGGAGUUGCCAUUCGUUAUUGUUGUGUGUCGCUGUUUUCUCAGUCCUAACAAAGGUAAGGCAAGUGUACUAGGGCUGGGGCAGGUAAGACAGUCACAUGAGACAGUGGAGCUGACCCAUGGUACACACUGCCCCUGCUCCGUGGAAAGGGGUGAGGUAGGAUGGAGGACAGUUGUCCAGGCACUAAGCUCUGUAGACAACAGGAGCUUUAGGGUCAGGUUGCCCAGUAGCCUCUCAGAGCUGUUCCUGUAGCCUCUCAGAGUGUGUGAGGAAGGUCUCAGCCUGCUCAGGUGGUGCCGGUUCACAAUCAACAUCACAUCUUUGCCAGAUUAUACACUUGGUUCAUAUAUUCAAAUGUUUGGACAUAACUGUGAAGCUUCCUCAAUCCAUUUUGAUUUCUUCGAACAUCCAAGCUGAGAUUGGAUUGCCCAGGGGCCCCAGCGUCACUCUUAAUGGAAACAUCUGACUAGGAGGAGCCGGGAUGCCCAAAAGAAGGUUAUUUGUCUUUUGGAGAGCUCACUUAGGAGUUUCAGGAUAGAGUGGGGACUUGACCAUCAUGAAAAGAACGAUUUUAAUUUGGGGGGUUCUUUCCGUGGGAAUUUCAUCCAUAUUGUUGGUAGAUCCCUUCAUGGGUGAGCCAAUGAUGAUCUCGAGAAGAGCAGUUGAACACAGAGCAUCUCUGGCCAACCCUCUUCUGCCUGUACAUACAGCAUCUCUAGGCAACUUUCUUCCUGUAUAUAGAACGUCAGUUACCAACUCCCUGCCUGCUGCCUGUAUAAAACCCCAAUUGGAACAUAGCUUCUGUGGAGGGACAAGAGCUGACAUCUCAGAAUCAACAUCUCUUAAAGAUCAUUCUGGUUAGGAAUGGGUGCAGAAGAUGAUGGGAACCUUCCAAGUACUUGGGAGUAGAAUCUUCCCCAGUUCUUUAGAAUGGGUGAUAAGGGUGUGUCCGGUGGGAUCUUGGAGCUAUUUCUGCAGAGAUAGGCGCAUCCCAUGGAACUGUGAGUUCUAUUUCCUAUGCAUCCUACAUAACCAACUAGGAAAGUUCAGUGAUGAGCAGAUGCGUAAUUGACAAAGCAUUAAAGCAUGAAGAAGGGAAAGGAAGCAACCAAUAAACUGGAUAGUGCAUUGCCAUGCA